Messenger RNA from Centruroides sculpturatus (bark scorpion), 3384 nucleotides. RefSeq lists its product as uncharacterized. Bases 1996 to 3330 code for a protein of 444 amino acids. Lineage: Eukaryota; Metazoa; Arthropoda; Arachnida; Scorpiones; Buthidae. The transcript is spliced from 2 exons. The record is from RefSeq and is a predicted model, not a curated record.
AAUUAAUUUCGAAUAAAGAAAUUAAAAUAUUUUUAGUGCAGUUAUAAGAGCAGUCUAAAAAUAUUUGAUUAGCAAACUGGAAAAACAAUUUAAAAUAAAAACUGGGUCGGGUUUCUAGUACAGUUUGAUAUUAACUUAAUAUAUACAGUAUAUAGAAUGAGUCGAGGAAAUUUAAAUACAUCGGAGAUAAUUAUGUGAAUUCUUUGUAAUACUACCACUACAUUUUUACAUCAUUGAUGAGGAUGCAGUUGCAUUUUAAAAAUUGUCUUUCUUUUAAUAUGAAUAGGUUAUAUGUACUUUUAUGAAGGAGUAACAUUCUAUCCUCUUCGAUAGUAGACUUGUUAUAUAAACGACAACUCGAAAAACCUGAUUUUUGAUUAAAGUUGGAAGAUCUGUCGAAUUAACUUAGCCUAAUCAUCCUCUGAUAAUUUCGCAGAUUGUCUGGUGUAGAUUUAUUAUUAAUAAUUGUAUUUGGAGUUUGUCGGAACCUAUCUAGCUUGUCGUUGGUGAAAACCACUGGCCUUCUCUGGAGAAUGUAUUUUGUGUUUUGGGGCAUUUGCAUCCUUUACAGACUGGCAGGAGAGACUCAAAAGUGUGCAAUUGUUAAAAGGAAUAAACCAAUGAAACUUAUCUAGUCACAUCUCAGGUGUACUAGAUUCAAAAUUGUACUUACAAUCGGUUAUUUUUAUAACUCGAGAAUGAUACUGGUCUGGAUAUGAAAUUAACGUGACAAAUAUUAUCUUUAAACAUGAAUUUAUUGUACGGGUGGUACUCUUAUGUUUUUUCAAGGUGCUACCCGAAUAAUAUAGAAAUUAAUUAAUUAAGCAGAAGUAUUUGUCCGAUAUAAUAAUCUUUUAACCGAUUAUGAGCUGGAUAACUACCAAAUUUUAUUGGCCUUAGUCCAUCUUUGCAUGACUUAAAAGUUACGUAAUCUGUUACGUUUGAGUCAAAAAUAAAAUAAUUACGAAAGUAGAAUUUUUAUAAUUUAAUAAUUAUAAGAAAUCAAUCAAAAUAUUAGAAGUCACUUAUAAAUUUAAACUGUGUCAAUGAAUUAUCAUUUGAAAGUUUGUCAUUUAUUUCUUUCUCUUUAUUAGAGCCAGUGUUAGACACAUCUGGCAGUUAGAUUGUUAAAUAUGUUAAUGUUAUAAAGGUAGUGUUACGGCACCCUCUGAAUAAGCAUUGGAUAUUUUUCUGUAUUAACUGUACGGACUGUACUGCCGUACAUAUUUACAAUUGAAUCUGUAUGGUCACUUUUGGCCGAAUCAAACUGUUCCAAGGAACGUAUUAAGUGCUUUAAUGUGCAUCUAAUGAUUAACAUAGCCAAAAAAAUAGACUGAUAAUUUGGUGGAUCGUUUGGUGCUAAUGCACUUGUUUUAGUUUCAUCAUAAUUACAGAAAUAACAUUUCUUUUUUCUUUUGUGCUGUGUAGUAGAAUUUAAUAUAACACUUAGAAUUUUAGAAAAUUAUUUUCGGUUAAAGUAUGAGUUAUAUGUCUUUAUUGUAUGUUGGUAAAAUUUUUGGCACUAUUAUAACAUUACUAAGCACACUUUUUAAAAAUUUCAGCUAACAAUUAUCAAGAAGAAGCCUGCCAGAAUGUAUUCAGGCAGAUGGAGCGAUGCUGUAACAAGUGGAAGGACCAGUCUGCGACGUGUUCGGGUUUCAAGUACAGAAAAGUAACCGGGGAUCCCGCUCCGGUCGGGCACAUGAAGCACGCGGUGACGACAUAGUGCUGGACGCCGUUCCGUAGACUAAUGAACUGGGUGAAGAUGCAUCAGAACUUAUUGUGGCAGUUUACAGAUUUUUUGAUGGAUGGCCUGCUCGGUGGGAAAAUUAUGAAGCUGUGCAAGAAAAGCUCAAGUUGUCUAAGCAUAGAUUUAUAAAACAUUCAACAACACGUUGGCUGACAUUCCAUGAUGCAGCAUCAAGGUUAAUUGAGCAGUGGGAGGGCAUAACUUACUACUUCCUAAAGUAUAUUCCUUCAAGUAAACAAAGCAUAAUGUCAAGUGUUUUGUACAGAAGUAUAUCUUGUUUGUUGAAGAUUCCUUCCAUGAAAGCAGAAGUACUACAAGGCAUUUCAAGUGCAGAAAUUUUCACAAAAUAUACAUCAUUUUUUCAAAGAGAAGAACCUCUAAUACAUCUCCUGUACAGCAAGCUGUGGGACUUGCUUCUAAAGCUAGUUACUAGAAUUUUGAAAGUAGAUAUUUUGAAGCUUGUCAUUCAGUCUAAGUCUGCUAUGCCUGAUAGUAAUGUAUUAAAUCCAAAGAAAUUAUUUGACAAGACAAAUCUUUUGCCAUUAGAGGAAAUUAUUUGCAGUGCUGAGGUUUCUAAUGAGUUGAGUAAAUUAUCUCAAAAAGAUCAAUUGCAUUUUCGCAGUUGCUUACAGAAACACUAUGUUGUGGCUUCCAUAUAUAUGAUAGAAAAAGCUCCAAUUCAAUGCAAACUGUUGAAAUCAUUGACAUGUCUUCAACCAAGUAAUAUUAGUGAAAAAAGCACUUAUAAGGACAUUGUAAGCAUUGCAAGAGCUCUUCCAUGUGACAUUGCUGAGGAUACUUUGCAGGAUGAGUGGCGUCUACUUCAAUUUGAGCGAGUUGAGAGUGAUUUGACAGACUCAACAGAUGUGAGAAUUGAUUCUUAUUGGAGUCAGUAUUUUAAAUUGGUUGACUCCCUUGGGAAUGCAAGAUAUCCCAGUGUAACCAAAUUGGUGAAAUCAGCAUUGACUCUCUCUCAUGGCAAUGCUGAUGUGAAACGGGGAUUUUCGAUUUCACACCGAGCACUUCCUCCUCAUAGAGCAUCAAUGUCAGAAAGAAUGCUUAAUUCACUUUUGAUUGUUAAGGAGGGACUAAACAUGCAUGACCAAAGCCCACACCUUGUACCUAUUACAAAGGAUUUACUGAAAUUAGCUGCCUCAGCACAUAGAAAUUAUCAAGAUCAAUUGGAAAAUGAAAAGAAGUUAAAAGAAAAAGAGAAACAGAAAAAAAGAGCAGAAGAGGAAGCACAGAAAAAUUUUGAAGAACAUCAAAAGAGAGCUAUUCAUGUCAAGGAAAAGAUUAUGGCACUGCAGCAGAGUUUAAAACAGAAAAAAGUAGAAGAAAGUGAAAUACAUGAGACAGGCCAGGUUUUGUUAGAAGCAGCAAAGAAAAAACUGGAGAAGGCCAUUAAUAGCAAGAAUAUGAAUGAAAUACGGGCAGCACAUGUCAUGCUUGUUAAUGUUAAAAGUGUUCAAAAGCAAGAGGAAGCAAAAAAGAAGGAAGCUGAAAACAUCCAGAAAAAUUUUAAUAAAAGAACAUCAUCUUUCAUGACUGAUUAUUUACAGAAGCCAAAGACUUAUUAAGUAUUCAUGGUUUACUGGAAAUAUUACAGUAUAUACAAAAAGUUUUAAAAUGUA